GUAAUACGACUAGAAAGGAAGAAAAUGUCGAGUUGAGUUGUCAAAAAGUUGGCAUUUUUUCCAUCUGUUUGGUGUAGCGAGCUAUUUUCAUUAGUUAACGACGAUUAAUUUAUAACUACGAAUACAAACGUGGGAGUACGAGUUAUGUCUAGUUAUGUGAUGACAUAAUUGGGUACUAAGAAGUGGUUAUUCCCGCGAUCUGAACUGGACAUGGAGAACGAAGCGGAGUCCCCCGCCGCGGCGGCACCGUUUACGGAGAUGGAGGGCUACAAAGAGAGCGAAACAGACUACUCCAGCAUCAGGGGAAAGAUGGUGCUGGUGAGUCCAUCGGCAGACGAGUAUGACCUGCUGCGGAAGCAGCUCAUGGAAAGGCUGGAGGCAGGCAACGGAGAAAUCAUAUAUGACAUAGGACAAGGAGAGGACGGACGAGGGCUGACAGAGGACGAGUACAGCGCAUCAGUGGCCACACUACAGUCGCUAGUGAGCGGGUCCCGCGUGUCCUGCGUGGAGCUGCGGCGCUGGGACUGCGGCGGCGGCGACGAGCGCGGCCUGCUGACCGGCCAGUACCUGCUGCGGGCCGAGCGCGACCACACCGACUUCAUGGAGAUCAGAGUGGCAGUAGUAGGCAACGUAGACGCCGGCAAAUCCACACUUCUGGGCGUACUGACACACGGCGAACUCGACAACGGGAGAGGAUACGCGCGACAACGGCUGUUCAGACACAAACAUGAAAUGGAGAGCGGGCGGACCAGUUCUGUUGGCAACGAUAUCCUCGGCUUCGACAGUAUGGGCAACGUUGUGAACAAACCUGACCACGGAACGCUAGACUGGGUCAAAAUCUGCGAGAAGUCUUCCAAGGUCAUUACGUUCAUCGACCUCGCGGGCCACGAGCGCUACCUCAAGACCACAGUGUUCGGCAUGACGGGCCACGCGCCAGAUUUCGGCAUGCUUAUGAUAGGGGCGAACGCAGGAAUAGUGGGCAUGACCAAGGAGCACCUAGGGCUGGCGCUGGCGCUCUCCGUGCCCGUGUUCGUGGUGGUCACCAAGAUAGACAUGUGCCCGCCUAACAUUCUACAAGAUAACCUAAAGCUGCUGAUCAGGAUACUGAAGUCGUCCGGCUGCCGCAAGGUGCCCGUGAUGGUGAAGACGAAGGAUGACGUCAUCGUGAGCGCUACCAACUUCGUCUCACAAAGGCUAUGCCCAAUCUUCCUGGUGUCGAACGUGAGCGGCGAGAAUCUGGAACUGCUGACGAUGUUCCUGAACCUUCUGAAGACGCGGAUGCCGUCCAGCGACGACCAGCCCGCCGAGUUUCAGAUCGACGACACUUAUUCAGUGCCGGGCGUCGGCACCGUAGUGUCCGGCACGACUCUAGCCGGCGUGAUCCGACUGAACGACACGCUGCUGCUGGGGCCCGACCCGCUCGGCCGCUUCACGCCCAUCACCGUCAAGUCCAUCCACCGCAAGCGUAUGCAGGUGUCGGAGGUGCGCGGGGGGCAGACCGCCUCCUUCGCUCUCAAGAAGAUCAAGCGCUCGCAGAUACGGAAGGGCAUGGUGAUGGUAUCCCCCGCGCUGGAACCACAAGCCUGCUGGCAGUUCGAGGGCGAGAUCCUCGUCCUGCACCACCCCACCACCAUCAGCUCCCGCUACCAGGCCAUGGUGCACUGCGGCUCCAUCCGACAGACAGCCUCCAUUCUCUCCAUGUCGCGAGACUGCCUGAGAACGGGCGACAAGGCGCUGGUGCGGUUCAGGUUCAUCAAGCAUCCUGAGUACCUGAAGCGAGGGCAGAGGAUGGUGUUCCGCGAGGGCCGCACGAAGGCCGUGGGCAACGUGCUGCGCCCCGAGCCCGCCAGCGCCGCGCCGCGCCACAAGCCGCCGCCGCGUCACAAGCAGCGCGCGCCGCCGGCGACGCAGGGCGACGUCAGGGACAACGUCACGGUACGGUACAUACACAUGUGUUCCGCGAGGGCCGCACGAAGGCCGUGGGCAACGUGCUGCGCCCCGAGCCCGCCAGCGCCGCGCCGCGCCACAAGCCGCCGCCGCGUCACAAGCAGCGCGCGCCGCCGGCGACGCAGGGCGACGUCAGGGACAACGUCACGGUACGGUACAUACACAUGUGUUCCGCGAGGGCCGCACGAAGGCCGUGGGCAACGUGCUGCGCCCCGAGCCCGCCAGCGCCGCGCCGCGCCACAAGCCGCCGCCGCGUCACAAGCAGCGCGCGCCGCCGGCGACGCAGGGCGACGUCAGGGACAACGUCACGGUACGGUACAUACACAUGUGUUCCGCGAGGGCCGCACGAAGGCCGUGGGCAACGUGCUGCGCCCCGAGCCCGCCAGCGCCGCGCCGCGCCACAAGCCGCCGCCGCGUCACAAGCAGCGCGCGCCGCCGGCGACGCAGGGCGACGUCAGGGACAACGUCACGGUACGGUACAUACACAUGUGUUCCGCGAGGGCCGCACGAAGGCCGUGGGCAACGUGCUGCGCCCCGAGCCCGCCAGCGCCGCGCCGCGCCACAAGCCGCCGCCGCGUCACAAGCAGCGCGCGCCGCCGGCGACGCAGGGCGACGUCAGGGACAACGUCACGGUACGGUACAUACACAUGUGUUCCGCGAGGGCCGCACGAAGGCCGUGGGCAACGUGCUGCGCCCCGAGCCCGCCAGCGCCGCGCCGCGCCACAAGCCGCCGCCGCGUCACAAGCAGCGCGCGCCGCCGGCGACGCAGGGCGACGUCAGGGACAACGUCACGGAAGCGGACGUGACGACCCCCGACUCGCCCUUCGAGGUGCAAGCCGACAAGCGCGGCGCGGGCGCGGGUGGUGGUGGGGGUGGAGGGGGAGGGGGAGGGGGGCGGCGCGGCCGCAAGCGGCACGACAAGCCCGAGCCGCCCGCCGUCGCCGCCAACUAAACUAAGGGAGCUCCGACUUCAAUCACAGGCUUCGCCGCGGAUACGGACUUUCUAGAACACUGUGGAAUCUGGGUUUUUAUUUGGGUGUAUCAGACUCAGAGCGAGCCGCCUCGCCAAGAAAUUACCAUGUGAAGCCGCUCGGUCUGUGUAGACAUUUGGUCUGCGCUUGCCUCGGAGAGGCAGGCCUACAAUGUCUACAUAGAUCGAGUUGCUUCGAGUGGUUUGGUCACUUUUUACGGUACAUUUUACUGAUAGUAGCGGUAGUUUCUGAUGACGUUUUAAGUUAUCUGGUAAAAGUGCGAGACAUCAACCAUAUAAUCGGAAAUGUCAUCAAUUCCAUCGUUUGUAUUCUAUCCGUUUGUAAGAAAAAAGUACAAUUUUGCAGGCCACAACUCCACACACUAUUCUAGAGAGUCCGCUCCGAUUUCGCAGUGCUACAGAAAUUCACACCUUUAUUCAAAUUUUUAUAAAUAAAUAUUUUUCUAAUAGGUUCCUGGUAAAAAUCCGCUGGCGUAACUAUACGAAAAAUUCUAGGGAAUGGUUGUACUGAAAUUGUAUUGAAUUUCUUCAUUACAAAAAAAAAUUUAGUACCAGAAUCCGCCUAAAUUUUGUAAUCAAUAUAAUCCGUAUAAAAUUAGAAGCACAGUGUAUAAUCAAUGCUUGCUUACCAAUAGAAAUAUUAGAAAAACAGCCUCGGCCAACAUUUUACAACUAUACUAUAGCAUUGCUAGAUUCUUUCUCCAGGCACUAUAAUAUCAAGAGUACAAGGUACUUAGGAUCUAUUCACUAAGGUAGAUGUAAUAAUAAGACUGGAUCAUAUUCACAUGUAUGUACAGUUGAUCUUUACCAGCCAACAUUCCAAAAAUAUAUUCACACGCAUCUAAGACCGUGACAAUAAGGUCGUGUAAAUUUUUGGAACAUUGGCUUGUAAAUAUGUAAGUGAACUCAACCAUACUACAUAGUACAUUAAAGUAAUUUGUACUAUGGGUAGGACCAUGGGCCAUCACAUGAUGUUGGCAAACAAAUAGUUUUUCUCUGAAACUAUUUAUUUGUAUAACAAUAUCCUUCUGUGUGUGAGUAGAUGUAUCCAGUUGUGGUCUCAACAGAUUGUUCCAUAUUUUUGACAACUACUAUUCUUAUUGCUGUAAAAACGGGCGUUUACAUUUAUGUCUUAGACUCUAAUCUGAAAUAAAUAUCUUUCAUUGUCUAGAGAGAAAUAAUCUUUGAUUUAUAUAAUGUUUAUUAUUAUAUAUGUGGCAGUAAAAAUAUCUAAUCUUAUAUGCCAGGUUGUAUGAACAUACUUUGGUAUGUAAUUACUUAUAUAUUUUGUUUGAUUUCAGUAGCAAAACAAGUACUAUUGAUUGUAUUUUAAUUUAACUUGUUGUUCUUAUUAGUUAACUUGUGAUUAAAAAUGAUUGUUUUAUUAACAUUGUUGAAGCAAUAAACGUAAAUAUAUUGUGAUGUGAGCAGCUGAACUAUGAUGUUGUAUAUCAUAGUUUCCACGAGUUUUUGUGUUGUUUGGUAAGGAUAAUAGUGGACAUUUUUUGACAAUAGUGAUGACAAGCCAAUAUCUUGCCUGGUGCGAACUAGCACUAUGUCUACAGGCAUAUGUUAGAUAUUAUAUUAGUUGUAUUAGCGAGGCUAGCUGCUCUACUUCAUAUCAUAGUUUUAUUCAGUAUUUUAUUGUUUGCAGUACCAUUAUAAUAUGUGAUUUUUCUAGUUUAAGUGAGAGAAUAUUUUUAUUGAUUUGUUCUGAGUGAGGGAAAUUAAAAUAGCUCGAA
Molecule: messenger RNA, 4680 nt
Organism: Cydia strobilella
Lineage: Eukaryota; Metazoa; Arthropoda; Insecta; Lepidoptera; Tortricidae
Gene: GTPBP1
Product: GTP-binding protein 1
Exons: 13
Coding region: 211-2904 (897 amino acids)
Biological process (GO): translational elongation
Molecular function (GO): GTPase activity; translation elongation factor activity; GTP binding
Source: RefSeq, a predicted model, not a curated record